This is a messenger RNA of Exophiala mesophila, 1672 nucleotides long. RefSeq lists its product as uncharacterized. NCBI's taxonomy places the organism in Eukaryota, Fungi, Ascomycota, Eurotiomycetes, Chaetothyriales, Herpotrichiellaceae. The transcript has a single exon. The coding region runs from base 187 to 1512 and encodes 441 amino acids. The record is from RefSeq and is a predicted model, not a curated record. Gene Ontology annotation, molecular function: protein binding.
UUUUUGCUCAAGCUCAAGACCAGAACAACAACCUCAAGUCACAUCUAUCUUCAUUCUUGUGCAAUUAUCUGACUCUCCUGUCUAGCUCAAUACCAUGCCUUGAUCAUGCCUUGAUCACCACUGCCCCCAACCAGGCACGCCUUUCACUCCCUUCACUCCCUUCACUCCCUUGCAGUCAUCCUAACCAUGUUCGACACCAUCUGCACCCUCCCCUUACCCUCCGAUCUCUUCUGCCAAGUCCUUCAUCCAUCCGAGCCAUUGUUUCUCUCUGGAUUGGCCUCUGGACACGUGCAUGCCUAUAGACUUCCAACCGACUCGGACGUGGAGGACGAACAGCCGUCAGCUACCCAAACCACAAACAAUAUCAAUGGCACUGGAUCUGUACCCGUAUUGUCAUCAUUACGAAGAUCUUCAAGUGCGAGUGCGUCGGAGAGUGGGCUCGGUUCAAUAGAUACAUUAUGGAAAACCAAAAGACACAAAGGUUCAUGUCGAUGCCUGACGCUGAGUCAUGAUGGACAGAUAGGCUACUCGGCCGGUACGGAUGGUCUGGUCAAGGCCUUUAUGACCGAGACUGGAAAAGUUGUCAGUAAGAUGGCAUUCCUAGACCACAGUGGCCAAGAAGACAAUGGCCCAACCGUUCUCCAUGCUCUGUCGCCCCAGACCCUCUUACUCGGCACCGACCUGGGCUCUCUCUCCCUGCACGAUCUCAGACUGCAAAGCAAAGACAUUUCCCCGCAAGCCAGCCAGAAAUGGAGACCUCAUGGCGCCGAACAUGUUAAUGCUUUGGUGCCGUUACCAGCCAGUGAGACGAGCACCAGUGGAUUCCCGAAACAGUGGGUCAGCGUUGGGGGGACGACGUUGGCCGUGACCGACUUGCGGAAGGGAACGAUAGCCACGAGUGAGGAUCAAGAAGUUGAAUUGACAAGCAUUGCGCUUGUUCAAGACCUCAGGAAGGGUGGCACGAGUGUGGGUGAAAAGAUUCUGGUUGGUCAAGGUGACGGCGUGAUCAGUCUGUGGGAGAGAGGCGUCUGGGGCGACCUGGACGAGAGAAUCGUGGUGGACAAGGACGGCCUCGGGAUCGACAGUCUCGUCGAGGUCCCGUUUGGUGCUGGGGCAGGUAAGUUGAAGAUGAACGAGAAACUGGUAGCCUCAGGACUGGAGGAUGGGAGAGUUCGGUUCAUUCGCAUCGGGCGCAACGGGGUCAUGAACGAUCUUGACUCGAAGCACGAUGAGAUUGAUGGGGUGGUUGCGUUGGGAUUUGACGUCCAAGGUCGUAUGGUCACUGGCGGGGGCUCAAUUGUCAAAGUGUGGACCGAAGCAAAGGGACGCCCUGGUGGUGGCUGGAGUGGAACGACCAAGAAACAUGACUUAUCGUCGGAGGACGAAGACGGGGAUGGUUCUGAUCAAUUUUCCAGUAGCGACAGCGAACAGCCCACGUCGAAGCGGAAAAAGCGCAAGCGAAACAAAGGCAAGGACCGGUCGGGCGGCAAAGCGUUGGAGUUUACUCUGUAACGAACGAGUCUGGAAAAGAGGUAAAUUGGAAUGUGUUUCUAGGUGAUACCCCGAGCUAUUGAUGUGGCUGACGUACAUAUUGUAAAAGUACCUAAAUAUCAUUAUUCCGCCAGUCGUGGUGAUUAAUAGUCAGUGCAGAGGGACAAAAUUUGGAACGUGG